This is a messenger RNA of Lepus europaeus (European hare), 11998 nucleotides long. It is a transcript of the gene TANC2, whose product is annotated as tetratricopeptide repeat, ankyrin repeat and coiled-coil containing 2. The transcript has 29 exons. The record is from RefSeq and is a predicted model, not a curated record. Gene Ontology annotation, biological process: regulation of dendritic spine morphogenesis. Gene Ontology annotation, molecular function: protein binding. NCBI's taxonomy places the organism in Eukaryota, Metazoa, Chordata, Mammalia, Lagomorpha, Leporidae. Bases 338 to 6538 code for a protein of 2066 amino acids. Gene Ontology annotation, cellular component: dendritic spine.
GGGGCUGGGGCUCGAGCCCGACGUGCAGCGAUCCCCUCAGAGCGGCAGGUGUGGAAUGUUUAGAAUGGUUUUCACGAGACAUAAACAAUGAUAAUUAACAUUAGGAAGAAGAUUUGGUGUUGUGGGUGUCCUUCUCUGCUCCUCUCCAGGAAUAUUAAAGGAAAAAACCCCACAACCAUACCAAACAUCUUGAUCAUAAUUAUGUCUUAAAACAUCUUUUGGAAGGCUAAUCUGGUGGUGAUGAAUUCCCUCAGGUUUUGCUUGUCUGCGAAAGUCUUCAUUUCUCCUUCAUUCAUAAAAGAUAACAUUGUUGGUUUUGUACUGGUUUACCACAAUCAUGUUUCGGAAUAGUCUCAAGAUGCUUCUUACUGGUGGGAAAUCAAGUCGUAAAAACAGGUCAAGUGACGGAGGGAACGAGGAACCACCGGAUCGAAGACAGUCAAGUGUAGAUUCUCGUCAAAGUCGCUCUGGGCAAGGUGGCAUCUCCACAGAAAGCGACUGUGCUUUUGAGCCAGACUAUGCUGUUCCCCCACUUCCAGCGAGUGAAGGUAUGCAGCACAUUCGGAUUAUGGAGGGCAUGUCUCGCUCUCUUCCAUCCUCCCCCUUACUCACACAUCAGUCUAUCAGUGUUCGGCUCCAACCUGUGAAGAAGUUAACUGCCCCUCUGAGGAAGGCAAAGUUUGUUGAGAGCCCACGAAUUCCAGAAUCCGAGCUUGGCUCACCAACCCUCACUUCAGCUCAGAAACUGGACGUGGAUGCAUACUGCCCUGGUGAUGCUGAACAGGACCUUGGACCCCCUCCAUCUGUAGAUGAGGCAGCAAACACACUCAUGACUCGUCUGGGUUUCCUCCUUGGAGAGAAAGUCACAGAAGUUCAGCCAGGUGACCAAUACAGUAUGGAAGUACAGGAUGAAAAUCAGACUUCAGCAAUCACCCAGCGAAUAAGUCCCUGUUCCACCCUAACUAGCAGCACUGCCUCUCCACCAGCCAGUAGCCCCUGCUCCACCCUCCCACCUGUUAGUACAAAUGCAACUGCCAAGGAUUGCAGCUAUGGGGCUGUUACUAGUCCAACUUCCACCCUUGAAAGCAGAGAUAGUGGCAUCAUUGCUACAUUGACAAGCUAUUCUGAAAAUGUGGAACGCACGAAGUAUGUUGGGGAAAGCAGUAAAGAAUUAGGAUCUGGAGGAAACCUAAAACCAUGGCAGUCUCAAAAAUCUAGCAUGGACUCCUGUUUGUAUCGAGUAGAUGAAAAUAUGACUGCUUCUACCUAUAGCCUGAAUAAGAUCCCAGAGAGGAAUUUGGAAACAGUUUUAUCUCAGUCAGUACAGUCUAUACCUUUGUAUCUUAUGCCACGGCCAAAUUCAGUAGCCGCCACCAGCUCUGCCCACUUGGAGGACCUUGCUUACCUGGAUGAGCAGAGACAUACACCCCUGAGAACCUCUCUUCGAAUGCCAAGGCAGAGUAUGGGCGGUGUGCGCACACAGCAGGAUUUAAGAGUUCGCUUUGCACCUUAUAGGCCUCCAGACAUCUCCCUGAAGCCUCUGCUCUUUGAAGUGCCCAGCAUCACCACUGAGUCCGUGUUUGUUGGCCGGGACUGGGUUUUCCAUGAAAUAGAUGCUCAGCUUCAAAGUUCAAAUGCCAGCGUGAACCAAGGAGUAGUGAUCGUGGGAAACAUUGGGUUUGGGAAAACUGCCAUCAUCUCCAGACUAGUGGCACUCAGCUGCCACGGGACCCGGAUGAGACAGAUCGCCUCAGACAGCCCACACGCCUCCCCCAAACAUGUGGAUGCCAACAGAGAGCUACCACUCACACAGCCACCUUCAGCCCACUCAUCUAUCACCAGUGGAAGCUGCCCAGGGACUCCAGAAAUGCGCAGGCGACAGGAGGAGGCUAUGCGAAGACUAGCCUCGCAGGUGGUCGCCUAUCACUAUUGCCAAGCAGAUAACGCCUAUACCUGCCUGGUACCAGAAUUUGUCCACAACGUUGCUGCCCUGCUCUGCCGCUCCCCCCAGCUGACAGCCUAUCGGGAACAGCUUCUUCGAGAGCCUCACCUACAGAGCAUGCUGAGCCUUCGGUCCUGUGUUCAGGACCCCAUGGCCUCCUUCCGGAGGGGAGUCUUGGAGCCUUUGGAAAACCUCCACAAAGAGAGAAAAAUCCCAGAUGAAGAUUUCAUCAUUUUAAUUGAUGGAUUAAAUGAAGCAGAAUUUCACAAACCGGAUUAUGGGGAUACAAUUGUAUCAUUUCUGAGUAAAAUGAUCGGAAAAUUUCCUUCUUGGCUCAAACUAAUUGUAACAGUUAGGACCAGUUUACAGGAAAUUACCAAGCUGCUGCCUUUCCAUAGGAUUUUUUUGGAUCGACUAGAAGAGAAUGAAGCCAUAGACCAGGACCUGCAGGCUUACAUCCUGCACCGGAUCCACAGCAGUUCAGAGAUCCAGAAUAACAUUUCACUUAAUGGCAAAAUGGACAAUACUACAUUUGGCAAACUGAGUUCUCAUCUCAAGACCCUAAGUCAAGGGUCCUAUCUAUACCUGAAACUCACAUUUGACCUCAUAGAGAAAGGCUAUCUAGUGCUAAAGAGCUCUAGCUACAAAGUAGUUCCUGUUUCACUCUCCGAGGUGUAUUUACUCCAGUGCAAUAUGAAGUUCCCAACCCAGUCUUCCUUUGACCGGGUGAUGCCUCUUCUGAAUGUGGCAGUGGCCUCCCUGCACCCACUGACUGAUGAGCAUAUCUUCCAGGCCAUUAAUGCUGGCAGCAUUGAAGGCACGUUAGAAUGGGAGGAUUUUCAGCAGAGAAUGGAGAACCUCUCCAUGUUCCUAAUCAAGCGCAGAGACAUGACCCGUAUGUUUGUACAUCCUUCUUUUCGAGAAUGGCUUAUCUGGAGAGAAGAAGGAGAGAAAACCAAAUUUCUCUGUGAUCCCAGGAGUGGUCACACAUUGCUUGCCUUUUGGUUUUCCCGUCAAGAAGGAAAACUAAACCGGCAACAGACCAUUGAACUGGGACAUCACAUCCUGAAAGCACAUAUUUUCAAGGGUUUGAGUAAAAAAGUUGGUGUAUCAUCCUCCAUCCUCCAAGGUCUCUGGAUCUCCUACAGCACAGAAGGUCUUUCCAUGGCAUUGGCGUCUUUACGAAAUCUCUACACUCCAAAUAUCAAAGUUAGCCGACUACUGAUUCUGGGAGGUGCCAAUAUUAACUACCGGACAGAGGUUUUAAAUAAUGCUCCAAUUCUGUGUGUCCAGUCUCAUCUUGGUUACACAGAAAUGGUAGCCCUGCUGCUGGAGUUUGGGGCCAAUGUGGACGCCUCUUCUGAAAGUGGACUGACUCCUCUGGGCUAUGCUGCGGCAGCCGGGUUCCUGAGCAUCGUGGUGCUGCUGUGCAAGAAACGGGCCAAGGUGGAUCACUUGGAUAAGAACGGACAGUGUGCUUUGGUCCAUGCUGCACUCCGAGGUCACCUGGAGGUGGUCAAGUUUCUAAUUCAAUGUGACUGGACAAUGGCUGGACAACAGCAAGGAGUGUUUAAGAAAAGCCAGGCCAUCCAGCAAGCCCUCAUUGCUGCAGCCAGCAUGGGUUACACUGAGAUUGUCUCCUACCUACUUGAUCUUCCAGAGAAAGAUGAAGAGGAAGUGGAACGAGCCCAGAUUAACAGCUUUGACAGUCUCUGGGGAGAGACAGCCCUGACAGCAGCAGCCGGAAGGGGCAAACUGGAGGUGUGCCGUCUGCUCUUGGAACAAGGGGCAGCCGUGGCCCAGCCAAACCGCCGAGGGGCUGUGCCCCUAUUCAGCACUGUUCGCCAGGGCCACUGGCAGAUUGUUGAUCUCUUACUCACCCAUGGCGCCGAUGUCAACAUGGCGGACAAGCAGGGCCGCACCCCCCUGAUGAUGGCUGCCUCCGAAGGCCAUCUGGGCACUGUGGACUUCCUGCUUGCACAAGGUGCCUCCAUAGCUCUGAUGGACAAAGAAGGCUUGACAGCCCUCAGCUGGGCUUGUCUGAAGGGCCAUCUCUCAGUGGUUCGUUCUCUGGUGGACAAUGGAGCAGCCACGGACCACGCAGACAAGAAUGGCCGCACCCCGCUGGACCUGGCCGCUUUCUAUGGUGAUGCAGAGGUGGUCCAGUUCCUGGUGGAUCAUGGGGCCAUGAUCGAGCAUGUGGACUACAGCGGAAUGCGCCCUUUGGAUAGAGCAGUGGGGUGCCGGAACACUUCUGUCGUCGUCACUCUCCUGAAGAAAGGAGCCAAGAUAGGUCCAGCCACGUGGGCGAUGGCCACCUCCAAACCAGACAUCAUGAUCAUCCUGUUGAGCAAGCUGAUGGAAGAGGGGGACAUGUUUUAUAAGAAAGGCAAAGUCAAGGAGGCUGCCCAGCGCUACCAGUACGCACUGAAGAAAUUCCCUAGAGAAGGGUUUGGUGAGGACUUGAAAACCUUCCGGGAGCUAAAGGUGUCUCUCCUCCUCAACCUCUCUCGAUGUCGCAGGAAAAUGAACGAUUUUGGAAUGGCGGAGGAAUUUGCUACUAAGGCCCUGGAGCUGAAACCGAAAUCUUAUGAAGCUUACUAUGCAAGAGCAAGGGCCAAACGCAGCAGCAGCAGACAGUUUGCAGCAGCCUUAGAGGACCUGAAUGAGGCCAUCAAGCUGUGUCCAAACAACCGUGAGAUCCAGAGGCUGCUGCUCAGAGUGGAGGAGGAGUGUAGACAGAUGCAGCAGCCCCCGCCGCCGCCCCCGCCGCCGCAGCAGCCCCCACAGCAGCUGCCAGAAGAACCGGAAGCUGAACCACCGCAUGAGGAUGUUUACUCUGUACAAGACAUCCUGGAGGAGGAGUACCUGGAGCAGGACGUGGAAAAUGUCUCCAUCGGCCUCCAGACAGAGGCUCGGCCCAGCCAGGGGCUCCCAGUCAUCCAGAGCCCGCCCUCCUCCCCAGCCCACCGAGACGCCGCUUACAUCUCUGGCUCACCCCUCGGCUCUCAUCAGGUUUUUGACUUCCGGUCCAAUAGUUCUGUAGGCUCUCCGACUAGACAAGGCUAUCAGCCCACCUCACCUGCUCUUUCUCCAACUCACCAGAACUCUCACUACAGGCCUAGUCCACCACAUACUUCCCCGGCUCAUCAGGCAGGAUCUUACCGAUUUAGCCCUCCUCCGGUGGGGGGACAGGGCAAAGAAUACCCAAGUCCUCCCCCUUCCCCACUUCGGAGAGGCCCUCAGUAUCGGGCCAGCCCCCCAGCUGAAAGUAUGAGUGUCUACAGAUCCCAGUCUGGUUCGCCUGUGCGCUAUCAGCAAGAAACGAACGUCACUCAGCUUCCUGGCAGACCAAAGUCUCCAUUAUCCAAAAUGGCCCAGCGACCCUACCAGAUGCCUCAGCUUCCCGCGGCAGUUCCCCAGCAAGGGCUCAGGCUCCAGCCUGCCAAGGCCCAGAUUGUGAGAAGCAACCAGCCCAGCUCAGCGGUUCACUCAAGCACUGUCAUCCCAACGGCUGCCUAUGGGCAAGUAGCCCACUCCAUGGCUAGUAAGUACCAGUCUUCACAAGGAGACAUAGGAGUGAGUCAGAGCCGGCUGGUUUAUCAAGGGUCAAUCGGAGGAAUUGUGGGGGACGGGAGACCAGUGCAGCAUGUCCAGGCCAGCCUGAGCGCAGGCGCCAUCUGUCAGCAUGGGGGGUUGACCAAAGAAGAUCUUCCACAGCGACCUUCCUCCGCAUAUCGAGGUGGCAUGCGAUACAGCCAGACACCACAGAUCGGGCGUAGCCAGUCAGCGUCCUAUUAUCCAGUCUGUCACUCAAAACUAGAUCUGGAGCGUUCCUCCAGCCAGCUAGGUUCCCCUGAUGUGUCGCAUUUAAUAAGAAGACCUAUUAGUGUCAACCCCAGUGAAAUCAAACCCCACCCACCGACUCCCAGGCCACUGCUGCACUCCCAAAGUGUAGGCCUCCGCUUCUCUCCUUCCAGCAAUAGCAUCUCAUCCACCUCCAACCUGACUCCUACCUUCCGACCAUCUUCCUCGAUUCAGCAAAUGGAGAUCCCACUGAAACCGGCAUACGAUAGGUCAUGUGAUGAGCUGUCACCAGUGUCUCCCACUCAGGGAGGCUACCCCAGUGAGCCCACCCGAUCCAGGACCACACCAUUCAUGGGGAUCAUAGAUAAAACAGCCCGGACUCAACAGUACCCCCACCUUCACCAGCAGAAUCGGACCUGGGCAGUGUCAUCUGUAGACACCGUACUCAGCCCCACGUCUCCAGGCAACCUGCCUCAGCCUGAGUCCUUCAGCCCCCCAUCAUCCAUCAGCAACAUUGCCUUUUAUAACAAAACCAACAAUGCACAGAAUGGCCAUUUGCUGGAGGACGACUAUUACAACCCCCAUGGGAUGCUGGCUAACGGGUCCCGUGGAGACCUCUUGGAGAGAGUCAGCCAGGCCGCCUCCUAUCCCGACGUGAAGGUGGCUCGGACCCUACCUGUGGCUCAGGCAUACCAGGACAACCUGUACAGGCAGUUGUCCCGGGACCCUCGGCAAGGGCAGACGUCCCCUCUCAAACCAAAGAGACCAUUUGUGGAGUCUAAUGUUUAAAAGACGUUGGUUGGAGUGAGACCCGUAUGUGUUCACUGCACAUUUUCAGGCUUGGUUUCCACAUUUACAGUAGUUCUCUGGCUUAAUUUCUCAUGGAGUUCCUGUGUGGUGUUCAGAGGUGGCAGCCCACGUGCGGAAAUCCUUUGCAUGCAGCCGACCGGGAAGCUGGCCUCAGUGAGCCAGGACUUUGGUUUUUCUUGUCUGUGCCCCAGCCACAUGCUCUCUCCCUCUCUUCAGAUGCCGACGAGGAGAUUUCUGUGCUGUGUGCUUUAACCCAGGGAGAUCAGACACACUGGUCAGCUUUCUCCAGGAGACAAUCGCUUCCACUGAUGUUCUUGUUGUGUAAAUGUCUUUUUCCUUUUUUUUUUUUUUUCCCAGUAAGAUGUCCUUGUUUGUUUUCUUCUAGGAACCUAAGUAAGAGUGUGAUGCCCCCUGCCUUUGCAUUCCUGUCCAGUGUUACCCAGAUAGCCAGCCCCGUGCACCCUUCUGCCACGGUUCCUUCCCCAGACUGCCAGCUCCUGCAGUCCCCAGGGCUAGAACAUCCAUUUGAAUUAUUACUGGUCUCCUUAUGGGAGUAAAAAGAAUCAAGUGGAGGGAAAGAAAGAAGAAAUAUGUCUGUUAAUUUGGAAGAAAAACCCAAUGCAAUUACUAGGAAUAUCACUACAUUGAUUUUUCCAAGAAGCAUUUUAGGAACACUUAGAAACAAUCAGCCCUUUAAAAGUUUCAGUGAGCCAAGGAAACUAGAUGAGAAUUGUGGAUAUUUCUUGAAAAUUCACUCAGACAUAUUCCUUAGAAAUUUAGCCAACAGUCAUCCACUAAAAGCUACUGAUUAUCCAGGAAUAGUAAAGGGAAUAAAUAGAUAAAUAGAAAUUACCAAAAAGAUUAUUCCAGACUCUAAAUGAAAGGCUGUAGAAACUCUGUCUUGGAGAAACCAACUUUUUAGAUCCGGAUCCAUCACAGAGCGCCCUAGUCCAUAAAGCGCAAACUCCCCAAAGGUUGGCUGGUGUAACAGUGUUCUUAGUGGGUCUUCGCCUGGAGCUGAGUCUUCUCCUGGCCCUUUUCUUAAACCGACAUGGAGUAGUGAAGAACAGAAGCCAAGUCGGCUUCUCUGGGGACUGUUCAAUUCUCAGGGCCUCCACCAAGGCCCUUGCACUCCCUGCCAGUUGUUGUCUUUUCCAUUUCAAGAUCUAUGACUUCUAGAAGUGUCCCAGGGGGAGUGCGGUUUGAAUAUAAAACAUUGCACAAAGUGUUUCUGCGUGAACAAAGACCUGUUUCAGUUUGCUUUCCAGCCCUGGGAGGGAGCCAGCACUUCUGAGCACCUUGUAGAUCCUGUGGUCCCUUACUAAGCUGACCUUUGAGGACUGAGGCACUGUGAAGCAGGUGGCGAGAACACUGAACCAAAGCCUUAGCACAGCCUGGCGCUGGCUGCACGUCCGACAGCUCAACCCAGCAAACUAAACGGAAGAGCAUUAGUUGUCUGUUCUAGGAAUCAUUCUGCUCCCGUGAGUACAGGGCUCCAAGGGAGGGCGGUUUCCUGAUAACCCAGCUGUGACCACACCCACAGUGUGCAGGGAGCUCUUUACUAAUUUAGAUUCCGCCCAGCAGGUGGGCGUGUCCACUCCCAGGCCUCCCCCAGGCCCAGACUCAGCUGUGCUGAAUGCAAACAGCUGGGCCCGCCAGCACCCAGGCUCUUUUCCUCUAUCACUGAUGCUUAGGGACUGCGUGCUACUCGCCAGAGAGGCAGGCGUCCGUUCUCUCUCCCCUCCUUCUGUCCCUUAGCUCUCUGCCCCCCCCCCCCCGAAGAUGAACUGCUCACUGUAGCCUCCGCCUAGAGCUGGAGUUCAGCAGCCUUGGCCUCCUUCUCCGGCCAAGUUUCAGCUCUCUUAGUGUCUUUGCAUCUUCCCCAUCUGUAGCCUCUGCUCACUGAGGAGCUGCUACAUUUUGAAGAAUUUUCUCUGUGUCUGUUAGAAAAGGGCCCCUUCUUCUUUGGAAGGCCACAUACACCAUCUGCACUCACCUGUUCAGGUGGGCGCACAGGUCCUGUGGUUUCGCAAACGGACCCCUGAUCCCACUUCUCCCAGGGUCUUUCCAUUUUCCUGGACCAGAGACGCAGGGGCUCCACCCUAUUGGACAAAAUGCCUAAACCAUCAACAGUCAGGAUCAGUUCUUCUGUGGCCAUUGUAAGAGGGAAGUACUAACCUGGGCGCCCAUGGUGGUGACUGGAAGAAUGCCGUGCGGGGCUUGCUGGGGCAGGAGAUGGGCCCUGUAAGCAGAUGCCUGUGCCCUGUCUUGCUACUUCACUGCCAUGGAAUGAUCUUAGUACUGUAUCUUCGCGUGCCCCUUGCCCAGCAACAAGCGCCUGCAGAGUCACUGUCUGGCUUCAGCUAGGGGGGAAUUUUCGAAUGAAACUGGCAAGUCUGACUUAACCCAAUUUGCAUCACCCUGAAACAGAGACAAAGGUGACAGCCUGUCAGCCGGCAGGUUUGUCCCCACCCUGUAUGUCCCCUUUGCCCGGAAUUCCUCCAGUGCUGGGUCUGCAUCACAUCAUGUCUAUAAAUGGGUGCACUUUACUGUUUGAGUUUGUAACUCUGAUAAAUACUGGAUAUUUAAGUGUGAGUAGUGUCUUCAUUAGAAAAUAGCAGAAUCGCUCUUGUCUUUUAGUGUAUUUUUCAAGAAAAAAAAACACAAGGAAAAGGAAGAAAUCAAGCAGUGGAUCACAACAUUUAUAGCACAAGAAAUAACUGUUGUAUAUAAGCAUCAAAAAGAUUAAGAAUUUUUAAAUACAAAAAAUAUUUGCAGUGAUUUUAAAGUGCUUUUCCAGCAAUUUUCUUAGGGACUCCUGAGACAUGGUCACUUUAUUUACUGGAUCAGUAAGGCACACAACUAACAAUUAAAAGGUAAUGUUUAUUUACAAAGUAAAGGGGAAAUCUUGUCACAUGAGAAUUCGGCAUGGACAGACGGAGACCAUUUUGUGUCUGCUGUUGUGCCGGGUGGCAGGCGUGCACUAUUAAGGUCCCGAGUUAAUAGAGCACAAGCCCUUCUCGUCUCUGUCCAACAUGACCCUUUGUAGAUGUGUUUAACGUAAAUGCGAUGGCUCAGGAAAAUUCCAUGAGUUAGAAUCUUGUACAGUAUCCCAGGUCGUUGUCCAGAUGUACAAGUUUGCCAAUUUAGUUAAACCCGGAUUAUUCAGCAGUUUUCCUAAAUUAUUGUAAACAGAACAGCUUAAAGUAUUCUCAAUCCUUAUAUUGUAUAGUAGUUUGUGAACCCCCCUCUAAAUAUUGGUAUUUUUAUAUUCCAGAGAUGUACCCAAUAGAGAAAUUAAAAGUUAAUCAGUAUCUACUUUAAUAUCCAUAAGUAUUUUUCCUUAGAUUUUAGUUAUAUGCAGUGGGGUAUGUGGACGUCACUUGUGCUUCACCGUACUUUACCACUAGGUGUCACUGUGGCUGUGCACCACCCUUGUCUGGGAGCAAGGAUGGCAGCAUCUCCCUGGUGGAGCUGCUCGCAGAGCAGCCGGCAGGCCCAUAGGCUUAGCGGUUCAGGAACAAAGGCCUGGAAGGGGUCUUGGUGCACCGGUGCCAGCUGGGGCAGGCGAGCCCUUUAAACGCUCCUUAGAGGCUGGGAGAAGGCUGACUACAGAGCCCUCCCCGCACACCCUUGCUCUGGUGGCUGGAUGGGUACGUAGAGGACCCUGACUUCCCCGGGAGCGCCUCUCUUCUCAGUUCCUCUCCACCUCAGACUCACAACUCUACAGGUGUCACAGUCGGGUAUCUGAUUCAAAAAUAGUUAUUUUUCUACUGCAGAAAUGCCUUGGACAGAACCAGAUCACUGAAGCUGCUGCAGAAUGGGGCAGGCUCCCCCCGGGGGUGGGACGCACCCACCCCCGUGCCCAGGCUCCUGUCGAGGCUUCCAGAGCUCAGCAGGGCCGCCCACCCUGCCCCCUGCUUCUCAAGAAGUCGACCUGCAGGGGUGGCAGCUGCUGCCAGCGCGCCCAGGGCUGAGCUGCCCUGCUGGUGCUCAGUGGGAGACGUGGCUUUUUCUCCUUUUCCUCUAGGAAUUCCAGACCCACCAUCUACCAUGACUAACAACAGUGAACAAAGGGCUUAGGGGUAAGCGCUACCUACAAAGACGUGUCAUGGAAACCUUCACCAUGCAAUGCCUUGAACUCAGCUCUGGCUGCUCCCAAGAAAAGGUGGCUGGCUGGGGGCCUGGACACAAGCACAAGGGGGCUGUGGAGCCACUGUGCAGAGCUACUUGAAUCAUCACUGCUUUCACAACACAGACCACUCAAGGGCUGACGUGUCGCUGACCUUCCUCCCGGUGUCCGAUGCCUUGCGGCCACGUAAUGGCCACAGUCAGAGCUCUGAAAGUCAGUACCAAAUGAAUGCGUAAUUGGACACCAAAAACCAAGUGUUACUUCCAUGUCUCCUCACCCCAUCAUCUUAAUUCUUCCUGCUGACUCUGUGAGUCUGGCACUAGGCUGAGCUGCCAGACCAUAGCUGGGUGCAGGCUGGCAGCGCUGUCCUGUUCUCCCCCCACCCCCAGUAGACCUACUCUGUGGAAAGGAAGUGGCCUAGCUGCUUUGUUUUUAUAGCACUUGCUGGCUGGAUUUUUCUUUUGCUAAUCACUAACCAGAAAAUCUGGCUUGGGAGACUCAUCCCUUUGGUCCCCAGGACCAGAGUUAAUUCUGGAAAAUUCAGUACUUGAAUGUACCUGCCUUACUGUGUAUCAAUUUAUGGGAGAAAAAUAGACGAGAAAGAUGCUGGCUCCAGAUCUCCACUUCACUCAAGGUCAUUUUGGAAAUCCUGCAAGUUAAACUUCCCGUUGCGUUCCUCCACAGCCCCCAUCUCCACCCCGCCCUUGGCUGACGCCUGCUGAGUGGGACCAGUUCCUUGCCAGUCUCAGGGCAGGUCCACAUGCAGGCACAGCCGCCGCCCCCCCCCCCCCCCAUCUAGCACAGCGUCUUUGUCUCUGUUGUCUCCUCCAAAUCCAAGCUGAUUUUAAUUAGUACAGAUGUGUACAGCCUACAAUUAAAGAGUGAUUUGUACUAAUAGGAUUUUGAUUCUUCCUCUUUGCUGUCCUUUCAAGACACUUGCUGGAAAAAGCUUUAAUGCACUUCGUUUUCCUUUAGGUUUUCUAUAACUCGGAUGGAAAGGACUUCCUCUGUACAGUAUAUUAUCCAAUGCAUGUUUGUUCUCUCUCCUGAUAUAUCGACCGCCACACAGUUGUGAACUCGUGCAGUGGGGACGCCCCCAGCAGAGGCGCCUGGGCCCCUGCCUGCCAGGAAAGACCCUUUCCUUUGCUGUACUUGCUUGAGCAGUUUUAUUGUCUGUACAUGUGAGCUGUGUGAGAUAGAUGUGAAAAGUUCCAAUGAAUGCAUUUCCCUGCCAUGUAUGCAGGCCGUCACCUGUACAGUGACCUGUAUGUAUGAAAGCAAAUGUACUUAUUUAUAAAGGGUUACCA